CGAACGGAUAAUAGCUGAGGAUUAAGAUGCUGAGGAUGCUCUUCGCGCUUCAGGACAAUUCUGCACGGAAAUAUUAGUGAAGCACCGGGAAGGUUCAGACGGGAUUCCAUACGUAUGUCAUCGCAUGUAAGCUGUCUUUGACCCACAAAGCCUGAAGAUGAUGUUGCUAUGGAAACUAGUGGUGCUGCAGUCCUUCAUGAGGUGCCUGGCAGUGGACAACAUACCACAGGGUCCCGUGUUCACCAAGCAACCUGGUAGCAUUGUGUUUCCUGUGGACUCCAUGGAGAAAAACCGGGAGGUGGUGUUUAGUUGCGAAGCUCAAGGACAGUCUCCACUUCAUUAUAGGUGGAAACUGAACGGCACCAUAAUUGACCCUACACUGAACCCUCACUAUACUCUCUCUAAUGGAAACCUCCGCAUUAGCCGACUGAACAAAGAACAGGACGCUGGAACCUACCAGUGUUUUGCCUGUAGCUCGUUUGGAACCAUUGUAAGCAGAGAGGCCAGCCUGACUUUUGCAUUGGUCAGACUCUCCCAGGACCACCACAGAGCAGACUUAGAAAACUUCAGGACUCAUCGGAGGAGUGCGGUUUCAGUCAGGGAAGGACAGGGGGUGGUGCUUCUGUGUGGUCCACCCCCUCACUCUGGAGCUUUGACAUUUAGCUGGAUUUUUAACGAGUACCCAUCUUUUGUGAAGCAUGAUUCACGACGGUUCGUGUCCCAGGAGACAGGGAAUCUGUACAUCGCCAAGGUAGAGCCGUCUGAUGUGGGCAACUACACCUGUGUUGUUACUAAUACUGUAACAAAAACCCGUGUUCAUGGCCCUCCAACUCCUCUCAUACUGCGCACUGAUGGUGUUAUGGGGGAGUAUGAACCAAAGAUUGAAGUGCAGUUUCCAGAAGUGGUCCAGGUGGCCAAAGGAUCCACUGUAAAACUUGAGUGCUUUGCUCUGGGCAAUCCUGCUCCAUCCAUAACAUGGAGGCGUGUGGAUGGUGUCCCCUUCUCACGAAAAGUGGACAUUAGGAAGAUCAGCGGCAUUCUGGAGAUCCCAUACUUCCAACAGGAAGAUGCUGGCACCUACGAGUGCAUCGCUGAGAACUCCAAAGGGAGAAAUUCUGUGCAGGGGAAGCUCUCUUUUUAUGCUCCUCCACAACUGAUUGAAAAGCCACAGGACAUGCAAAAAGCUAUUGAUGAAUCUGUAGUGUGGGAGUGUACAGCCACUGGCAAACCCAAACCCUCAUACAGAUGGAUGAAGAACGGAGAGAACUUGGAAUCCACAGAGGAAAGGGUGCAGGUGGUUAACGGCGCUCUGACGUUCAGCCGUUUGGUGCUGUCCGAUGCCGGAAUCUACCAGUGCGUGGCUGGGAACAAAUACGGGGAGGUGUACUCCAAUGCAGAGCUCAGAGUAAUUGCCGUGGCACCAGAUUUUGGAGCAAACCUGCUAAAGAACCACACUCUGGUGAAGGAAGGGGGUGAUGUGUUGAUUGAGUGCAGGCCUAAGAUGUCUCCCAGAGGCUCCAUCUCCUGGAAGAAAGGCAAUGAGGCUCUUAAAGAGAAUAGCAGAAUCACAAAUCUGGAGAGUGGAAGUCUGCGAAUAUCAAACGUCACAAAAUCAGAUGCCGGCCUCUACACAUGUGUGGCACACAACCAGUUUGGAGUAGCGAGCAGCUCGGGGAUGCUGAUGGUGAAAGAAGCGACAAUCAUCACAACACCUCCUGCAACCCUGGAUGUGACCGUAGGCGAGAGCAUCGUUUUGCCCUGUCAGGUGACCCACGACCCCUCUCUGGAGCUCAAGUUCACCUGGUUCUUUAAUGAACAGCUCAUUCAUUUUGGCAGUCACGGAGGAUACUUUGAAAAGGUUGGCGGGCAUUCCUCAGGGGACAUCAUGAUUCGUAACAUUCAGAUGAAGCAUGCGGGGAAGUACACAUGUGCUGUACAGACCAAGGUGGACAGCAGCUCUAUUGCCACAGACCUGAUUGUCAGAGGUCCCCCAGGGCCUCCUGUCAACAUACACGUGGAUGAGAUUUCCGAUUCCACAGCUACUCUCUCCUGGAAGCCUGGUCCUGAUAAUCACAGUCCAAUUACUGCCUACACCAUUCAGGCUAGAACCCCCUUCUCCCUGGGCUGGCAAGCUGUCACCACAGUGCCAGAGGAGGUGGGAGGUCAGCGUCUGACGGCUACAGUAAUUGAGCUUAGCCCUUGGGUUGAGUAUGAGUUCCGAGUGUUGGCAAGCAAUGUGCUGGGCACAGGUGAGCCCAGCAAACCCUCCAAGCAAGUGAGGACCAAGGAAACCAUCCCAAAGGUCACUCCAGCUAAUGUUAGUGGAGGAGGUGGAAGUAGAUCAGAAUUAGUCAUCACUUGGGAGCCUGUUCCUGAGGAACUCCAGAAUGGCCCAGGAUUUGGGUAUGUGGUAGCAUUUCGCCCUUAUGGCGCCACUGGUUGGAUGCAGGCUGCUGUGCCUGUAGCGGAGGCCUCAAGAUAUGUCUUCAAGAAUGAAAGCAUCCAGCCAUUCUCCAAGUUCCAAGUCAAAGUGGGUGUCUACAACAACAAGGGAGAAGGGCCUUUUGGGCCAGUAGUCACCAUUUAUUCAGCUGAAGAAGAACCUGGCAGAGCACCUACAAGGGUAAGAGCUCAGAGCCUGUCAGCAUCAGAAGUGGAGGUGACGUGGAAAACCCUUCCUUGGAGCACAAGCAAGAAACGUGUUCUUGGCUUUGAGCUGAGAUAUUGGGAAAAAAUGGUAAAGGAGGACAUGGCUAGUGUGUUAAGGACAGUGGGAAAUCGAACAUCAGCCAUUAUUCAGGGGUUGAAAGGAAGCAGCACAUACUAUAUCACAGUAAGGGCCUACAACACAGCUGGAACUGGGCCAGCAAGCGCACCAGUCAAUGUGACUACCAAGAAGCCUCCUCCGAGCCAGCCACCUGUAAAAGUCAUGUGGAACACAUCCAACUCCAAAAUCAUUGUGAACUGGGAGCAAGUGAAAGCUCUGGAGAAUGAAUCGGAGGUCACAGGGUAUAAGGUUUUGUACAAACAGAACAGGCACAGUCGACCCAGAGUAAUGGAAACGAACACCACAUCAGUGGAGCUGUCUCUGCCUCCAGAUGAGGAAUACAUUAUUCAAAUCAAGCCCUUCGGAGAGGGAGGAGAGGGCAGCAGCAGCAGACAAAUCACUAUUCCCAAAAUAACUGGUCCCAAUGCAGUCGGCUCUGCGUCCAGCGUAUCCACUCUCUCAGCUCUCAGCACAAUAGCGCUGUCCCUCACAGCCAGGACAUCCUUAUGACACAGCGCCACAUGCUGUAGACAAGAAACUCUGUUAGGAAAGAAGACCCUGUGAGAAAAGACUCAACUAUAUCAACUGAAAGAUCGCACGAUCAAACCCGCUUAGUGAAAGAAAAGGUCAGGAGAACAGGUCCUGAACAAGAGCAUACUGGAGUUAUGAAAUGGGUUUGCAGUUCAGCUGGCUGUUGUUAAUAGCGCAUCAGUCACUGAACCUGGAUUUGCCGUUACCAAAGGAGAUCAUAUAACUAGCUUUUCAUCAUUUUAUUAUUUAGUCGAACAAAUGGACCUAAUUCUGGUCAAGCAAGGCUGUGUAGAAAUUGUAAAUGCAUUCCAUUUACAAUGUUUAUAGGUAAAUACAGGAAUUUUUGGUCCUGUGUGGAUUGAAGUGAAAUGUGUUAGCCUUUAGUAAUGCUUCUGAAUAAAGUGAGAUGAAAGUCUUUUGACAUUGUGUUCCAGGAAUGAAAAUACAUGGCCAGGAUAUCUAUUCCUUUUCUCAUCAUGAAUCAUUGCACUAAAUGCAUUUCUGCAGAAGGAUAUAAGAAACUUGAUGAAUGAAUGAUUGAAUAAAUGAAUGAAUGGUAAUUAUGCUGCACAUGAAGGCAGCAUCUUUGAAGGCCAUUGAUUACACAUUAAUGUCUUUUACUUCUUUAUCGAUCAGCAAUUCGCUGUUACGAACAAUGAACAAGCAGAUAUUUGUAUGGCUCUACUGUUAUCUCAUACUUUGCUUCUGUGUUUUGUCUUUUUCUUGCAUUGUGUGUGCCUCAUCUUGUGGUUUUUGAAAUCCUCAGGUCCUCAAAAAGCCUUAACUUAUAUUCAUUAGUACAAUCUCCCAGCAAAUUCCAUGUGUAUGCAGCCAAAUAGCAGAGAAUGCAUUAUGUAGAAGCCUGGGGCUUACAUUUAGGAUUUCCACCUUUGCGUUCUGGGGCCAUCGUUCCCAGUUCAUCACGUCUAUUUUUCUAUUUUGUACCAGUUAUCCAGGGCAAUAUGGCGUAUCAUGUAGAACAGCCACUGAGUGCAUAUAGAUCUAAUAUAAUUAUUUUGCUGCUGACCUUUCUGUUCUCCUUUUAUUUAAUGCCUUGUGAAACUGGUACCUUAUAAUAGCUCGUAAUCUUGUGAGGUGGAGAUUAGUAAAACUGUAGGCUGCUUUAAAGUUGUACAAUUCUUAAACUAGGUAAAAUGUAUAACAUGCUUUUUCAGAACAUGAUAUUUCAGAUCAUUUAUAUUAAAAGGGGAGAAAAACAACUAAAAACUUUCCUAGAAGUCGUUCUUGAGUAUUGUGGAUCGGUGUUGCUUUGCAUGUCGGUGUAUUCUUCUUCAUCUCUGUUCAUUUUGUACUGAUUGGAUGGCUUGUGAUCAUGCAGGAGUGCAGAAAUAGAAAUGUUUUCAGAUGUUUGUGUAUAUAUGUCUGCGCUAACCAUCUCUCUCUCUCUCUCUCUCUCUCUCUCUCUCUCUCUCUCUCUCUGUUGUGCUCUCUAUUACUUUUGAUCAAAGUACUCAUAAUCAUAACUGUAAAACCCUAGAUGAAUUCUUUGCUGCUGUUGGUUUAUACCAGGUCACAGAAUAAAGAUUUUUUUCAAUAACAUUCUCCCUGGUAAUUUGUUGGAGGAGUUUGUAUG
This is a messenger RNA of Trichomycterus rosablanca, 4892 nucleotides long. RefSeq names its product contactin 4 (gene cntn4). Gene Ontology annotation, biological process: axon guidance; cell-cell adhesion; brain development. The transcript is spliced from 25 exons. Gene Ontology annotation, cellular component: axon; plasma membrane. The record is from RefSeq and is a predicted model, not a curated record. Lineage: Eukaryota; Metazoa; Chordata; Actinopteri; Siluriformes; Trichomycteridae. The coding region runs from base 158 to 3277 and encodes 1039 amino acids. Gene Ontology annotation, molecular function: cell-cell adhesion mediator activity.